This is a messenger RNA of Arabidopsis thaliana (thale cress), 2637 nucleotides long. It is a transcript of the gene ACLB-2, whose product is annotated as ATP citrate lyase subunit B 2. Gene Ontology annotation, cellular component: cytosol. The record is from RefSeq and is marked reviewed. Gene Ontology annotation, molecular function: catalytic activity; acyltransferase activity, acyl groups converted into alkyl on transfer; ATP citrate synthase activity. NCBI's taxonomy places the organism in Eukaryota, Viridiplantae, Streptophyta, Magnoliopsida, Brassicales, Brassicaceae. The transcript has 16 exons. The coding region runs from base 451 to 2277 and encodes 608 amino acids.
AAUUUGUAAUAAAAAAAAACUGUUAGGUGUUUCUCUUUGUCAAUGUAAGAUAGAGAAAUCAAUUUUGGGUAGAAAGAAGUUGUGAACUAACUACCUACCAAUAAGCCACAUGACUGUGAGAAGCUUUUGUUUCCCUCCCAUUUCUCUAUAUUAAUGGUGCUUCCUCUCUAAACCAUUCCUCUCUCUUUCUCUCUACCACCAUUUAUUCUCUCCUUAAUCACUGACUCGACUCGGGUCGUGACCAGGUCUGUUCUCUUCUAACAAUUCGUAACUUUUUUUCUUAGAUCUGUCUUGAUUCCGAUUCGUGUUUUUGAUACCAAAGUUUCGAUAUUUACGAGGAGGGUUGCGUAAAAAUCGGAACUUUUUUUCUUUCUCAAUCCCAGAUUCGUUAAUGGAGUAAUGAGAUCUGUUUGUUAGUGAUUAUCGAAUUAGUUUUUUUCUAUCUGAGCUAUGGCAACGGGACAGCUUUUUUCUCGUACCACACAAGCUUUGUUCUACAACUAUAAGCAGCUUCCUGUUCAACGAAUGCUCGAUUUCGACUUUCUCUGUGGACGUGAAACGCCUUCUGUUGCUGGAAUCAUAAAUCCUGGUUCUGAAGGUUUUCAAAAGCUCUUUUUCGGGCAGGAGGAAAUCGCUAUCCCUGUUCAUGCCGCCAUUGAGGCAGCUUGUGCUGCGCAUCCAACAGCGGAUGUAUUCAUCAACUUUGCAUCUUUUAGGAGUGCUGCUGCUUCAUCCAUGGCUGCUUUGAAGCAGCCGACUAUUAAAGUUGUGGCAAUUAUAGCUGAAGGUGUUCCAGAAUCAGACACUAAGCAGCUGAUUGCGUAUGCUCGUGCAAACAAUAAGGUUGUUAUUGGACCGGCUACUGUUGGAGGUAUUCAAGCUGGAGCCUUUAAGAUUGGUGAUACUGCAGGAACAAUUGAUAACAUUAUCCAGUGCAAGCUAUACAGACCUGGAUCUGUUGGUUUUGUCUCCAAAUCUGGUGGAAUGUCUAAUGAAAUGUACAAUACUGUUGCCCGUGUGACUGAUGGGAUCUACGAAGGCAUUGCUAUUGGUGGAGACGUGUUCCCAGGAUCGACUUUAUCUGACCACAUCCUUCGGUUUAACAACAUCCCACAGAUAAAAAUGAUGGUUGUACUUGGAGAGCUUGGAGGAAGAGAUGAAUACUCUCUUGUUGAAGCUUUGAAAGAGGGAAAAGUCAAUAAACCUGUGGUUGCUUGGGUCAGUGGAACUUGUGCACGACUCUUCAAGUCUGAAGUACAGUUUGGUCAUGCAGGUGCCAAAAGUGGCGGCGAGAUGGAGUCUGCACAAGCCAAGAAUCAAGCUCUCAUAGAUGCUGGAGCUAUUGUUCCCACUUCAUUUGAAGCUCUAGAAUCUGCAAUCAAAGAGACUUUUGAGAAACUGGUUGAAGAAGGAAAGGUCUCUCCUAUCAAGGAAGUCAUUCCUCCACAAAUCCCUGAGGAUCUCAAUUCUGCAAUUAAGAGUGGGAAAGUCCGGGCUCCUACUCACAUCAUCUCCACCAUAUCUGAUGACAGAGGGGAGGAACCAUGCUAUGCUGGUGUUCCAAUGUCUUCCAUCAUCGAACAAGGCUAUGGAGUGGGUGAUGUCAUUUCCCUUCUAUGGUUCAAACGUAGUCUACCUCGUUACUGUACAAAAUUCAUUGAGAUAUGCAUAAUGCUGUGUGCUGAUCACGGUCCAUGCGUCUCCGGCGCUCACAACACCAUUGUAACAGCAAGAGCAGGCAAAGACCUCGUCUCAAGUCUUGUCUCAGGUUUAUUGACCAUUGGUCCCCGAUUUGGUGGUGCCAUUGAUGACGCUGCUCGAUACUUCAAAGACGCGUGUGACAGGAAUCUCACACCUUAUGAAUUUGUUGAGGGAAUGAAGAAAAAGGGAAUCCGAGUCCCCGGGAUUGGACACAGGAUCAAGAGCAGAGACAACAGAGACAAAAGAGUGGAGCUUCUUCAGAAAUUUGCUCGGUCCAACUUCCCAUCAGUGAAGUACAUGGAGUACGCAGUGACAGUGGAGACAUACACGCUCUCAAAGGCAAACAACCUCGUACUCAACGUUGAUGGAGCCAUUGGAUCUCUCUUCUUGGACCUUCUAGCUGGAAGUGGGAUGUUCACUAAACAAGAGAUUGACGAGAUUGUUCAGAUCGGUUAUCUCAACGGUCUGUUUGUUCUUGCUCGCUCCAUCGGUUUGAUCGGGCACACGUUUGAUCAGAAGAGAUUGAAGCAGCCACUGUAUCGUCACCCAUGGGAAGAUGUGUUGUACACCAAGUAAAACUCAUUUCAAUCCUAUUUUUGUUAUUAUUCCAAUUAAUUAGCCUUUUAAAAUUCUUCUGAGAGAUGUUUACUUAAAAAAUGCAUAUCUAUAUGCUCUUCUUCUGUCUCUUUUGUUGUCAUGUAUGUUUGUUCACUUCUUCUUCUUUUUUCAAUUAUUUAAACUUUCUUUGUCUCUCUUUCUCUGUUACAUCCAAAUCACCAUUUUUUGGGAUUCUAUGAGUCAUGCUCAUGCAUGUCUAUAUCUUAAUCGUGAUUUGUCCUUCGAAAUGUUGGUGAUCUACCAAGUACAACUACCAAAUUGUAGUCCAACCAUAUCAAAGCAAAUAUAUAUCUAUAUUACCAACUCAUAGAAUCUAUA